Thunnus maccoyii (southern bluefin tuna) is the source of this 2102-nucleotide messenger RNA. Its product is annotated as zinc finger protein 239-like. Lineage: Eukaryota; Metazoa; Chordata; Actinopteri; Scombriformes; Scombridae. Gene Ontology annotation, biological process: regulation of transcription by RNA polymerase II. Gene Ontology annotation, molecular function: DNA-binding transcription factor activity; RNA polymerase II cis-regulatory region sequence-specific DNA binding. Bases 120 to 1049 code for a protein of 309 amino acids. The transcript is spliced from 2 exons. The record is from RefSeq and is a predicted model, not a curated record.
AAGAGGAAGAAGAAGAAGUAAACAACCCAGGAGCUAGUCGCGUUAGCCAGUUGGUGUCUUACGGUUGUAAGAGGUCUCUCAGCAGGACACGGAGACAUCUUACUCGUAAUUGAGCAACAAUGUCCUCACUUCAGUUUUUGAGAGAGUUCAUCAACGAGCGACUAACUGCUGCUGCUGAAGAAAUCUUCCAAAUUUUUCAAAUAAUUAUCUCAGAGUACCAGAAAGAGAUCGAUCGUCAACGCAUACUGCUGGAUAUCGUCUGGAAACCUGAAAUAAAGUUACACAGAAUAGAGCUCCCACAGCAACAAGUCUGUAAGGAGGAGGAGAUUCUCGCUGACCAGCAGCUCUGUGACCUGGAGAGGAACUCCAGUCUGGACCAAGAGGACCCAGAGCCUUCACAGAUUAAAGAGGAACAGAUGAAACUCUGCACCAGUCUGGAGGGAGAACAGCCGGUGCUGAGGCAGGAGACAGAAACCUUUAUGUUGACUCCUACUUGUGAUGAAAGUGAAGAUCAGACUCUGUGCAUGUUGCAUGUUGUCAGCAUGUCAGUUAACAGUUCUGUGGAACCAGAACCAAACAGUGACGACCAGCUGCUCUCUCACAACUCUCAUGUAGCUGAGAGCCAAGAUCACAAAGGAGGCAAACAUGGAGACUCAGGAUCAACUAGAAAAGCAGAGCCAAAACUAAAGAAGAGACGUUACAGAAGCAAAAAUCACACUAACAAUGAAGACAACUCUACCAAAUUAAAGAUUCACAGUAAUACAGGGAAAAAGUCUUUAAAAUGCUGGACUUGUGGGAAAGCUUUUAAGUGGGACUCCAAUUUGCAGACACAUCUGAGAGUCCACACAGGGGAGAAACCGUAUCCAUGUAACACUUGUGAGAAGAAAUUCUCUGUGCUCGGCGCAUUAAAAGUGCACAAAUGGAUCCACACAGGUGAGAAGCCGUACCAUUGCAAAACUUGUGGGAGAGAGUUCAGACGUAGCCAUCACUUAAAGUUCCACAUGAGAACACACAGAGGUGGAAACGAUUCUGUCAGAUGUCAGACUUGAAAAGGCACUUAAGAAGUCAUUCAGAUGAGAAGCUGCAUAAUUGCAAAGCAUGCGGGAGAGAUUUAUGGUGACUUUACAAUCUACAUGAGAAGAACCUUCUGACACACAGAUUCUGUCAUGUGUCUGAAUUGGAAAAGCAUAUAAGAGUUCACACAAGCAAGUAGACUUGUGUUUAUGAAACGUUCCAGAGGAUUCAGUUGUGAUUAUGGAUAAAACACACAAGAACACAUAAUGGCAGCACAUGUUGACAAAAACAAUCCAUAAACAGGACAAACAAUUUAUCUGAAAUUCUUGUAGGCCAGUGUUCACCAAUAUCUUUGUAAAUGAAUGUAAAAUAUUCUCCAUGAAGAAGAGGUCAGAAUAUCUUCAUGGAACUUGUCAACAACACUAUCAAGUUUUGUUAAACUGAACUCUUGUUUUUUUUUUCUUUCUUCACAUUACUGUAAGUACUAAUUUUACUGUUGGCAACAGCAUUUCAUUGACAAAGUUGCGGUUUGAUGUCAAUGGUCAAACAUGGUGCCGAUUGUUAUAGUUUCAAAAAACAAGAAUCUUUAUGUAUGAAGUAUUUCAGAAUAAUCCACGUACUUCAAGUAGUACUUGAUAUUUAUAAAUGAAGUCUAAGUUUACAUUUGAGAGUGACUGACAUCACUGUUUUAUUUUACUCUAUAAUAAGUUCCAGUAAAUUUGAAUUGUCUUGGCUAAAAUAAUAACAGACAACCAGCAGAGCAUGGUUGUGAAUUAAUUUACUGAUUGGCAUUUCUUCAUUUACUUUCAGCACUUCUCUAAACUUGAACUGUUGGAUUCUGUUAGAUAGUUUCUACAAAUGUUAAUGAUUGACCUGUUAAAAGAAUUUUAUUUUUUUAUACAUUUUAUACAUUUUUCAUACAUUACAUUGGUAAUGUGAGUGAAUUAUGUGCUCUCUGAUGUUGAAUAUUUCCAGGUUUAACUUGAGAUAAAAUGUUUGUUUGCUUCUUUAAAGAUGACACACAAAUUGUAGAUGAUGUACUACAUGGUGUAGUUAAUGCAUCUUAUUAAUAAUAACAUAUUUGUUCA